AGGGCCCUGCACAGCUUCAGGGAGCGCGAUGGGACAUUGUUUGUUGUGUUGGCUGGGCCUGUGGGCCGCUCUGCCCCUCCUGGCCUCUGCUGUGCGUGACCCGGAGCCGGCCUGGAGGCUGCCGUGUGGCCCGCCCGCUAUCAGCAGCACUGACUGUAUCAAGCGGGGCUGCUUCUUUGAGUCACCGAGCCUCAGUGGGCAGCCGUGUUUCUACAACCUGAGAGAGAGCCCGGUGUGUACAGCAGAUGGCCAGUUCAUUGUAGCAAUCAGCAGGAACCUGACCCGUCCUGCCCUCAACCUGUCAUCUCUGUACGUGAAAGAUGGGCAAGAAGCUGAGUGCAGGCCUAAGCUCAUCACAGAGGAACUUGUAGCCUUCCGCUUCCCAAUUACCUCUUGUGGCUUGACCCAGCGGUGCAAGUACAAGGGGGAGCAUGAGGCUGGCUUACAAAUCAAUGUCUCAGUUUACACACUCGCUCCACCAGCUGCUUCUGAAGAUGGGAUCCUGAGGCUGGAACUGCGAAUAGCAAAAGAUGGCAACUACAGGCUGUGGUACAAGGACAGUGACUACCCCAUUGAGAGGAUCCUUCGGGAGUCGGUGUUUGUUGAGGUUCGUGUGAAGGAUCGCACUGACCCAAUGAUUGUGCUGAGAUUGCGUGACUGCUGGGCAACCCCUGUGCCAGCCCCUGACCAUGAGGUGCAGUGGAGUCUCCUGGUGGAUGGGUGCCCCUAUGAGGGCGAUGACUACCUGACUGCCCUCCACCCAGUAGAUGCCUCUUCUGGCCUGCAGUUCCCAGCCCAUCACAAGCAGUUUGAAGUGAAGACCUUUGUUUUCUUGGAUGGAGUGUCUGAGCAGCCCCUCUCUGGACAGGAGAACAGCCAGUCUAAGCAGCUGAAUGAGAAUGGUGCUGCUGGAUCUCCUGUUGUGAUUGGAGUAGCCAUUGGGUUUCUGGUGUUGCUGUUGGUGGUGAUGGCUGCAGUGUACAGAAUGAAGAAGCCAGCCCUGGAUGCCCAGUGUCACAAGAUUGAACUGUAG
Stegostoma tigrinum is the source of this 1033-nucleotide messenger RNA. Its product is annotated as zona pellucida sperm-binding protein 4-like. The transcript is spliced from 7 exons. Gene Ontology annotation, cellular component: egg coat. Bases 29 to 1033 code for a protein of 334 amino acids. The record is from RefSeq and is a predicted model, not a curated record. Gene Ontology annotation, biological process: binding of sperm to zona pellucida; prevention of polyspermy. Gene Ontology annotation, molecular function: structural constituent of egg coat; acrosin binding. Lineage: Eukaryota; Metazoa; Chordata; Chondrichthyes; Orectolobiformes; Stegostomatidae.